CGGCGGCCGGAGGAGGAAUGCUCGACCGCCGCUGCAGUCGCGGGGGCGCCCGCGUCCCGGGGCGACGAGGAAGAACCGGACGGCGCCCCGGAGAAGGGCCGCAGCUCGGGGCCCAGCGCCAGGAAAGGCAAGGGGCAGAUCGAGAAGAGGAAGCUGCGGGAGAAGCGGCGCUCCACCGGCGUGGUCAAUAUCCCCGCCGCUGAGUGCUUAGAUGAGUACGAAGACGACGAAGCCGGCCAGAAAGAGCGGAAACGAGAAGACGCCAUCACACAGCAGAACACCAUUCAGAACGAAGCUGCGAGCCUCUUAGACCCAGGCACUUCCUUCCUGUCCCAGGACCCGUCAAGAACAGUUCCAGGCAGAUACAAGAGCGCAAGCACUGCCCCAGAAGAUGACGCCUCCAGCCGAUAUCCCCAAACAGACAGAGGUGGUUUCAACAGACACAGCAGAGAUGCCAACACGGCGGGCAACUUCGCCUCCAGUAGCACAUUGGAAAAGAGAAUUGAAGAUCUCGAAAAGGAAAUAGCCAGAGAAAGGCAAGAAAACCGCAGGCUCGUGAGACUCAUGCAAGACAAAGAGGAAAUGAUUGGAAAACUCAAGGAAGAGAUCGAUUUGUUAAACAGAGACCUAGAUGACAUAGAAGAUGAAAAUGAACAGCUCAAGCAGGAGAAUAAAACUCUUUUGAAAGUUGUCGGGCAGCUGACAAGGUAGAAGAUUCCAGGCUCGAUGUGGAGAAUCUGUUUUUAAACUACUGAUUGAAUGUCCUGGCUAAGGCAGAGAAGAUGCGCUCCCGUGAAGCAAUACAUUGAGAUAACUGUAUUUAUUUCUGACAACAGAUGGAUACCGGUUUGCAAAAUUACUCCUUUUCAUUAUUAGCCUUAAGAAGUAUCAAUCCUGUAUUUCACAAAUUUGUAACAUUUUUAGGUAUUAAAAAUGAUAGGUAAUGUCUCUUGGUUUUGUGUGAUAUCCCAGUAAUAUAUGGUUCAAAGUAGCAGCCGUUUGCAUAUAUUUUAUCUAGGUUAGUACAUGUUCUCCCUGCAGGAAUAUGCCUAGUCUUUGUUUACAUGAAUUCAAGUACUUGGGGAAUUGCCUGCAAAUGCUUUUAUUUCUAAUGUGUGCAGUCUGCUGUGUGUUAAUACUUGCUCAUAAAGACCUCUCUGCGGCCGUCUUUCUUUCCAUGUGCUCUAAUGAUUCCGAGUAGUGAUGGACACACUAUUUUGUAUGGCGGUAAUCUUGAGAGGAAUGCGAUUUUGUAGAGUUACUUAAUAUGUUCUAGCUGGCUAACUGUAAACCUAAGAGAAUACUUGAACUGUGUGAUAGUAAGUGAAAAUUGACUAUUUUGUGUUUGAAUUUUGAAAAAUUUCAAUUGCUUCUGAAGAAAAGAAAACAGUUAAUGUAUAGUUUCCUAUGUAGGUACUAUCGUAUCAUUUUUUUUUUUAUGGCUCUAGGUUUUAUCAGUAAAUAUGGGAUAUUUAAAAAGUUGCUUAUUCUUCAGGCCUCGAGUUGUGUACAAUUUCAGUGCUGAAGAAAAUCGAAGCCUAUAUCAGCUUGGGCUUCCAAAUCAGAACGGAAAUAUUUUUCCACACUUAGAAAUAUUUAUACAUUUGAUAAGCAGAACAGCUCAGCUGAUUGCUGACUUGGAGAAACACUGGGAUGCAAUUUUCCUUUUGAGAGAACCGUCCCAUGUCCCAAGGACUCCUGCUUCCUAAUACUGAAAAUCCUAAAGAGACCAUAUUUGAAGAUUUAUAAAAUAAAGUUGGCUCCUGUUCAGUAUCCUUGUA
Myodes glareolus (Bank vole) is the source of this 1781-nucleotide messenger RNA. RefSeq names its product pro-apoptotic WT1 regulator (gene Pawr). The record is from RefSeq and is a predicted model, not a curated record. NCBI's taxonomy places the organism in Eukaryota, Metazoa, Chordata, Mammalia, Rodentia, Cricetidae. Gene Ontology annotation, cellular component: cytoplasm. Gene Ontology annotation, biological process: positive regulation of apoptotic process; apoptotic process.